This is a messenger RNA of Drosophila navojoa, 765 nucleotides long. RefSeq names its product heat shock protein beta-1. The record is from RefSeq and is a predicted model, not a curated record. Gene Ontology annotation, biological process: response to heat; protein refolding. NCBI's taxonomy places the organism in Eukaryota, Metazoa, Arthropoda, Insecta, Diptera, Drosophilidae. Gene Ontology annotation, cellular component: nucleus; cytoplasm.
AUGGCCGAGGCUAAUAAGAGAAAUAUUCCCAUCAAAUUGGGCGACUUCAGCGUUAUCGAUACGGAGUUCAGCAGCAUACGCGAACGUUUCGAUUCCGAGAUGCGCAAAAUGGAGGAGGAGAUGGCCAAGUUCCGUCACGAGCUGAUGAACCGCGAGGCGAAUUUCUUCGAAUCAACCAGCUCUACUAAAAAAACAACAACUACAACCAGCUCAACAACAAACUCGGCACUGCCUUCCCGAGUGCCCAAGCCACAGAACUAUGUGUCCGAUAUCAGCUCGCCAUUGAUACAGGACGAGGGCGAUAACAAAGUGCUAAAGCUGCGCUUCGAUGUCAGCCAAUACGCACCCGAGGAGAUUGUUGUGAAAACUGUCGAUCAGAAGUUGCUGGUGCAUGCCAAGCACGAAGAGAAAUCAGAUACAAAGAGCGUUUACAGGGAAUACAAUCGCGAGUUUCUGUUGCCGAAGGGCGUGAAUCCCGAAUCGAUUCGCUCGUCCCUGAGCAAGGAUGGUGUCCUGACCGUGGAUGCACCGCUGCCAGCGCUCACUGCCGGUGAAACUUUAAUACCCAUUGCGCACAAGUGAGAUGGAGGCACCAGUAAUUCGUAGUCCUACCUAUCCACAGGCCAGCUAUUUACCACAACACAACACAACAACAACAACAGCAACAAAUCCCUACUAAAAAUAUAAAGUCGAAAAUAGAAUUCACAAUUGGCCUAAAUUACAUCAAAAUUUGUUUUUUUUUUUUUCGUUUUGCUAAAAUAUAAA